AUGAUUUCAAUCCAUUUGUCAAGAGGAGGAGCAGGCGGCGUCCAGGAGGAAGAGGUCGUCGGCGUUGGAGCAGAAGCCGAUGAUGAACGGGAUGCCCUCGAGCACGGAGCUGUACCCCGACCGGACCGAGGUGGCGGACCACCGCCGAGCCAAAAGGGCGUCGUCAACACGCUUUCCGACGCGGCCGCUCGGCCGGAGCAAGCUUCCCUGUGCAAGCAGGGAGCGAAGGAGCGGCGGAGGCGAGCUGUCUGUGAUGCCAUCCCAUUACUCUUGUUUGAGUUUUAA
Molecule: messenger RNA, 285 nt
Organism: Puccinia triticina
Lineage: Eukaryota; Fungi; Basidiomycota; Pucciniomycetes; Pucciniales; Pucciniaceae
Exons: 2
Coding region: 1-285 (94 amino acids)
Source: RefSeq, a predicted model, not a curated record